AUGGAAGAAGAGGAAGUUUUGAAUUUAGAAGCAGCAACAGAAAAGGAUCAGAAUAUUUUCCCAGACCCGAUAGAAAUCGUCUUGGGCCCAGAGGCGUCACUGAACAGUCCAGCUCGGGACAAGGAGCGUCUGCCUUCUAUCGUUGUGGAACCCACAGAAGUGAGCGAAGUGGAAAGUGGUGAGCUGCGCUGGCCUCCCGAGAACAUAGAAACAGAAGACGAUGAGGAGGACCUGUUCCUGGAGCAGUGCAUUCCCCCAGCCAACAUUGCUGACUGGGGAGAAGAUGAGGAAGAGGCGGAGACAUCAAUAAUACUGCAGCAGCAGCAUCCGGGCUUGACACUCCUUGACCUUCAGUCUGAUGCAUUUAGAGAUGACACCCCAACGCUUCCUCCCAACAGUGCCCCCACCUUCCACUAAGAACAUGGCCUCUGCUGACCCUGUGAGGAAACAUCUUGAGAUGAACUGUGGCAAUAACUGUUGGGAUGGAAAAACAAGCAAACAAAUAAAACAAAAACAAAACAGCUGCAGAGUAGCAAACAUGUUAUCACGGUAAUAGUUGUUAGGUAAAAAAAAUAAAUUAAUAAUAAAAAAUGCAACAUAAAACAACGAGGCAACCGGGACAUUUUGGGUCAGUGUCUUUGACUGGAAGGGUUUUGAUAUUUUUUGAUCAGGGAAGAUGAUCAUCAAAACACAAAUGGACAGAUUUGGGUUUUUUUAAAGUUUAUUUUAAGGCAACAUUUAGCUGAAAUUGAAGGUUGGUGUUGUUUUUCUUUUGGGAUGGUUCAUAUUCUCAAAAACGCUGAUGUUGCAACAUUCUUUUUCUUUUCUGCUACUUUUCCUUUCACAUAGUUUAGUUGAAAUAUUUAUGUGCUUAUUCCUCCAGUAGGUUGGAUGUAGUAAAGCUGCCUGCUGAUGGUUCAUAUAAAUUGGAACUGCACAGGACUUUGACAUGUGUUUUCCGUUACUUUCAGCAGCAAAAAACAAACAGUUCUUGAAGUAAGAUAAAUGUUUGAACAGAUUAAACCCCAAAAUGUUUUUGCUUUUGUGGGAAACCUAACUAUACAGACGUUAUUAUUUUAAAUUUAAACAAUAAAGUAUUUAUUCUCUUUAUAUGGGAAAGAUGACGGUUGCAGUAUAUUUAGUAUUUUAAAUAUUCCUUGUUUACUUGUACACACUCCAUUAACGUAAAAACAUAUGAACUUGAAGUUUCUCAUGUAAUGAGACCAAACAACUGAACUAAAAUUAAAUAUUAUAACAUGUUGUUUAUGUACUUCAAAUGUCGACAAAUUCUUUGAAUGCUGUAUCAUUUCAAUGUGUGAAAUUUUCCUCACAGGUUUAACAUUUUCUACGAAGUAUAAAUUUACAUAUUUGUUUCAAUGUUUUUUACAUAAGAGCAUCUUUGAAUGUCAGACGUGGAAAAAUGUUUCCCAUGUUGUUCUUCAUGUUACCACACAAUAUAAUUUUUGUGGAACACAUUGGAAAAUGUUCUUCAGUUCAAAUGUUUCCUCAAAUGUUACAAGACAACGUCAUUCCCAUAAGUUUACACAAUAAAAUUUUCAAGUGUUCGACAUGCAGGGCAACGUUUUCUCAAGUUCCCGUUUAAUACACAAUAUGAUUUUCAAAUCAGAAAAGUUUGCUGGAAAGCAAUUCAUGUGUAAAACACAAACAUUAGUGUGAUAUCAUGUGUACCUACUUUUCGAAAAUGUCUAUUUUGUUUGAAAAAAUAAAUGUUGCCACUGACCGAGUCAAUGAAACUUGUAG
Messenger RNA from Gambusia affinis (western mosquitofish), 1761 nucleotides. RefSeq names its product LBH regulator of WNT signaling pathway, like (gene lbhl). The record is from RefSeq and is a predicted model, not a curated record. Bases 1 to 417 code for a protein of 138 amino acids. The transcript is spliced from 3 exons. Gene Ontology annotation, cellular component: nucleus. Lineage: Eukaryota; Metazoa; Chordata; Actinopteri; Cyprinodontiformes; Poeciliidae. Gene Ontology annotation, biological process: positive regulation of DNA-templated transcription.